This is a messenger RNA of Ipomoea nil (Japanese morning glory), 1744 nucleotides long. RefSeq names its product rho guanine nucleotide exchange factor 8. Bases 1 to 1506 code for a protein of 501 amino acids. The record is from RefSeq and is a predicted model, not a curated record. Gene Ontology annotation, molecular function: guanyl-nucleotide exchange factor activity. Lineage: Eukaryota; Viridiplantae; Streptophyta; Magnoliopsida; Solanales; Convolvulaceae. The transcript has 7 exons.
AUGUUUGAGCAUGAGAAUGGCAAAGAAGCAGACUUAGAACAUCAUCAGACUGCUGAUAUCACCAUUCAGCAUGGGGAUAAGGGCCCCACUCCCUCCUCCACCAAUGAUGACCAUGUGUCUGCAGCUCCUCCUCCCCAAAAAGAAAGACAACCACCUUCAGAUAUGGACAUGAUGAAAGAAAGGUUCUCUAAGCUGCUGCUGGGGGAGGACAUGUCAGGAGGAGGAAAGGGUGUUUCAUCAGCUCUGGCUUUAUCAAAUGCCAUCACAAAUCUAGCUGCUUCUGUUUUUGGAGAACAAUCCAAGUUACAACCCAUGGCUCCAGACAGGAAGGCAAGGUGGAAGAAGGAAGUAGAGUGGCUCUUAUCUGUCACAGAUUACAUUGUUGAGCUUGUCCCUUCUGAGCAAACGGGAAAGGAUGGAAAAAUCAUGGAGAUAAUGGUGACACAAAAGAGAAGGGACCUUCUGAUGAACAUACCUGCACUAAAGAAGCUUGAUAACAUGCUCCUAGACUGCCUAGACAACUGCAAAGACCAGAACGAAUUCUGGUAUGUGUCGAAAGACGCGGAUGAAUCAGAGAAAGGUGUGCAGAAGAACGCCAAAUGGUGGCUUCCCACAGUUAAGGUUCCGCCGAAUGGGCUGUCUGAAGCAUCCCGGAAAUGGCUGCAGUAUCAGAAGGACUGCGUGAAUCAAGUGCUCAAAGCUUCCAUGGCCAUAAAUGCACAGAUUUUGUUAGAGAUGGAGAUCCCAGAAAGCUACAUUGAAUCACUCCCAAAGAAUGGUAGAUCAAGUCUGGGGGAUUAUACCUACAAGAGCAUAACAGUGGAGUUUUUCGACCCGGAGCAAUUCCUGUCAACGAUGGACCUGUCAUCAGAGCACAAGAUACUUGAUCUGAAGAACAAAAUAGAGGCAUCUAUAGUGAUCUGGAAGAGGAAGAUGAACCAGAAGGAGGUGAAGUCUGCUUGGUCUUCAGGUGUAAGUUUGGAGAAGAGGGAACAGUUUGAGGAGAGAGCAGAGACCAUUUUACUCCUCCUCAAGCAUCGUUUCCCAGGCCUCCCUCAAUCCUCCCUCGACAUCAGUAAAAUCCAGUUCAACAAAGAUGUGGGGCAUUCUGUGCUGGAGAGCUACUCGAGGGUACUAGAAAGCCUUGCGAACACAGUAAUGUCUCGCAUUGAGGAUGUCCUGUACGCGGAUUCUCUGACACAAGAGCCGCCGUCCCCGGAAUGCUCGGCGUCGGAUUCGUCGACUCCGGGGGCGCCGCCAAGCGACUUGGCUAAUGCUUCCGCAGAAGACGCAGAAUCUGGAAUGACAUUGCUGGAUUUCAUGGGCUGGAACCUGGAUUCAGGAGGCGGAGGAGAAGCAGAAACCAAGAACAACAACAACUCCAACGAGGAAACUGAUGAGAAAUCCCCCAUGGCGACAAAACCCCUAAACGCUAACUCAAAAAAGAUUUCCUACGUUGAGAAGAUCGAAAGUAGGGCCGUGAUUAGUCCGACAGCACGCCAUUAAAACCGCGUCAAAUAGAACCUGCCCAGAAACCAGAGAGAGAGAGAGAGAGAGAGAGAGAGAGAGAUCUAUGUACGUAUGUAUAUGUAUAGUAUAGACAGGUUAACCGACCAAUUCAAGUGUAGAUACUCCAAAAAAAAAACCUUUUUAAGGAGUUAAUGGAUUAGUUAGUUAGUGAUUUGUAACUGUUGGAGCUCCCAUACGCACCCAUUGUGGAUAGGGAAUUGAAGUUCAAACACAU